UGAAAGAAGUUAAAGGUGACAGGCUUGCAACACACACACACACACACAAAUAGAUUGCCUGUAAACUGCAAGGGGGACUGAGCGCUGCCACAAUGGGUGAGCUGACAGACGCUGACAAAGCGAACAUCCGUGUGGUCUGGGAGAAAUUGGCUGCGGAUCCCGAGGGAAACGGCAGGACUGUGGUCCUGAGAUUGUUCACGGAUUACCCUGAGACGAAAAAGUACUUUAAGCAUUUUAAGAACAUUUCAACCCAGGAAGAAAUGCAAAAAUCCGCUCAGAUCAAAAGACAUGGCAAGACGGUGAUGAACAAACUGACUAGCAUCUUUGAAAAACUGGACGAUUGGGUUGCAGUCUGCUCCAUCCUGGAUACCAUGGCAGAAAGGCAUGUUUACACACAUAAAGUGGAGGUAUACAACUUUCAGAUUAUAUUUAAUUUAAUUGUUUCAAUCAUGGCCGAGUCAUUGGGAAGCACCUUUACACCAGAGAUCCGUGAAUCCUGGGUGAAGAUCUUCAGUAUUAUUUACCAUUAUCUUGAGGAAUGCUACAAGAAACACGAAGCCGCAUCCUAAAUUAAUGGCUUGUGGUUGCAAACACCUACUGCUCCAACCGUUGAUAAAUGAAUGAUAUUGUGUCUAAACAACUCUGUACUGCAAUGACUAACAUGAGCAGCAUUUGGAUGGAUCUAUUUGAGAAAAAUGAUGUUUUGACAUUAAGAAUGGAAGGAAUAAAUGAUAAUAUUGUGAAAAAAAUUAAAAAUAUCCAUUGAUCAUCUACAUUGUUAAAUUAUAUAAAGUAAGGAAUAUUUUCUGCUUUAGUUGAGCAAUACCUUACUCAAUUGGUCUGAUUUUAGUUCUUGCAUUUAGCCAGACAAAGUAAACAUUACAUCAAUGGAUAGAGGUGCUGGUCUAGUGGUAUCAUCACUGGACUGUUAAUCCAGAGACCCAGGCAAUGAUCUAGGAACCCAGGUUUGAAUCCCACCAUAGCAGAUGGUGGAAUUUGAAUUCAGUUAAGAUCUGUAAUUAAGAGUCUAAUGAUGACCAUUAAUUGAUUGUUGGGGGGAAAUAAUACAUCAGGUUCACUAAUAUCCUUUAGGGAAGGAAACUUACCUGGGGUCUGGCCUACAUGUGACUCCAGACCCACAGCAAUGCAGUUGACUCUCAACUGCCCUCUGUGCAAUUAGGGAUGGGCAAUAAAUGCUGGCCUAGCCAGAGAUGCCCAAAUUCCAUAUCUUAUUUUAGUUUUGUGGACCCUUUCAAAGACUCCAGGGAAAUAUGUCCUGUUUUAAAAUAUAUAAUUUUACUUUGAGAUUCAUCUUUUUUGACACGUCCCACAACCCAAUGCACCCAGUUAUUUACCUCACUCCAACAAUAUUACAGUAUCCCUCUACCUUAAUCUUACACAAGGCUCAUAUUGGGGUGAAGGUGGAAGUCUUAACCUUGGCUGAAGUUGAAAAAUAUUGCUGCCUUCAAAAAAAAAUCAUUCUCUGUAGGAAUAACUGUUUUGUUUUUUUUUGAAUGCAGCUGCUUUUUGUGGUUCCUCCUGGCAGGGGAUUACUUGUUAUGGUGUAUUCCCACUUGUCUAUCCUUGCACACCCGUACUCGCAGCCACUCUGCAAUAUCCAUCAGCUAACUGUGCUCAGGUGGAUCCCUCUUUCUCUACUUUGACCUCUAGAAGAGUUCUCCAACUUUUCAGCUCUGAUCAAAAGUGAAAUACCGACAUUUGCUUUUCUGGAUGUCACUUUUGAAGAUUUCUAUUGACUCUUGCAAGUUCAAGUCCUCUUCAUUUGCCUUAAUAUAGAUCUUUCAACACACUGCUUAGCAGUCUCCUUUCAAAGGUUACUGUUGCAUUGAUCUGCCAUAGAUCUUUACAGGUUUCUGAGGCAAACGGGAAAGAGGGCAGAAUGUAGCAUCUUAUGAGUUUGAUUCCUGGUUGCAUCUGCCUCUUCCAUUAUCAUUUAGACAAAUGUAGCUACCUGUUCUGCCACGCACUGCAAUCUUCAUUCUAGUUCCUGAUUACAAUUCCGGAUUUCUGGCCUGUCUUUCUGGACACAAUGGAUGGAAAUUUGGGACAAUCAUGACAUUAAACACUGAGCUAGUUAAGGAAGGCCACCUCUUACCCCCUGCCCCAUUUCUUUUUUCCAUUCUGCAACUUCGACUUGUUGACAAAACCAUUUAUUGUGAGAAAAACCAAAUAGUCAAAAAUGCAAAUUUAUACUUCCACUUACCUGAUUUUCAUGCAAAUUGCAAAAUGAGUCAAUGAAAUGCUUUUGGAAAUGUGAGUACAUGUAGUUUGAAUCAUAUCCAUGCAUGGACGAACCAACCACUUGGAAAAAUUACUAUUUUGCAAGAUUGUACCAUGCAAGUUUGUAUGUUAUGCUGGAUUUAAAUCUUACUAAUUUACUAAAUUCCUACAAUUAAUUCAAAAUAAUAUUGUGCAAUGAUCCAACAAUUGCAUUUUUUACAUAUUAACUAUCAAUGUAGAAGCAAUCCAGAUGUCUCUAUAUAUUAAUUCCAUAUAUUUAACCAUUUUUAAAAAUUGCAUUGUAUUUUGAAAACUAUAUUUAGCAACAUUAAUAAAACAAGAAUAUAUUGUUUUAACCUGCCAGCCAAAUUUGACAUAUGGCCUUCGACAUGUACGAUUACAGUUAAAACAAACCUGUUGCCAUGACGGAACUUCUAAAAGUUUUCUAUUUACUUCUUCAGUGCAAUAAAAUGUGUUGCUCAUAA
Rhincodon typus (whale shark) is the source of this 2726-nucleotide messenger RNA. RefSeq names its product cytoglobin-2-like. The record is from RefSeq and is a predicted model, not a curated record. Gene Ontology annotation, biological process: oxygen transport. Gene Ontology annotation, molecular function: oxygen binding; heme binding; iron ion binding. Lineage: Eukaryota; Metazoa; Chordata; Chondrichthyes; Orectolobiformes; Rhincodontidae. The transcript has 3 exons. The coding region runs from base 93 to 569 and encodes 158 amino acids.